GAUAGAUAGAUAGAUAGAUAGAUAGAUAGAUAUAGAUAGACAGAUAUAUAUAACUUUACAUUUUGUAUUGUGUAGCCCACUUAAGAAACGGGAUUUUGUUUUUCAUUAUGAUAUCGAUUAAUAAUUUGGGACUAUAAUUUUUCUUUUAUUCUUCUUGCGUUAUUUUCUAGCAGGCAAUGACUUACCCUUUUCUCAUAAAUUGGCCUUAGUUGAAAAGAAUAGUGGAUCAGCUGAUGUUGUUUACUGUCGUCCCUGUUUACAGUAAUAACGAAAGUGAAUCCACACAGCACCGAAUUUGACACGUUAGUUUGCUAAUCCCACAAAUAUUGUUAUUUUAACUUGUACGCCUAUAUAUAUAUAUAUAUAUAUAUCAUGCCUCUGUUUCUGUCUGUGGUCCUGCCAGGCUAACUACCGUGUGACGAGCAAUACCCACACUAGCACAUUUAAAAACAUGUUCAAUGUAAGUAGCAAAAUAUGCUGAAUCUCAGCCUACUAAAUAUACUUCAAUAUGUAAUAUCUUGAAGUUUGUAAAAUGUAAUGGCAUGGUACCGAUGUUACUAAUAAUAAAUUACGAUGUAUAUAAUUGGUUACAAAUUAAAUGGAUUAUGCAAGCCUAGUGUUUGUUUUUCCUACAUCACGGGUUUUGCUGUAGCUCUUACAAACACUUUUGGUUUCUGAAUUUCUAAAAUAUUUAUUUCUAAAGCACAGGUGGUUUGUGGUAACUGUUAACAUUUGAAGGUGACUUUCUUUUUAUUCAGAGAUCAUUGGAUGUUAUGUGGAUAUGUGUUAUUUUUUACAUAAAGGAUCUCGUGGUGCGUGCUGAUUCAAAGUGAAACUGUAUCCACUGCGGACGGCUAUUGGCAGAUCUCCAUAAGCGGCAAAUCAGCUGAGGAAAGAUGGAUGACAGCCCUCCGCAGCACAGGAGGUUGAGCCUGGCCAGUAUCUUCUGCCUGCUCAUCACUGUCCUUGGCAUGCUGCUGUUUGCCUUGCAGUUUCACGGUGGGGAGUUUAUUGUCGGUGACGAUGUCGCUGUUGGCCUGUACAGCUUCUGCCUUCCAAAUGAAACCACCAGAGAGAUGGAGUGUUACUCAGCAGGGAAGAUGAAAGAGUUCAACAUUAGCCUGGCUGCAAUAUUCACAGCGAGAAUUUGCACGUACACCCCCAUAGUACUUUGUCUGUUUGCCUUGUUGGCCUUCCUGAUGUACAUCUACACACAGGAUAAGUCAGUCUGGGCUUUGUUUGUGGUGAUGGUGGGGUUAUCAAGCCUUCUUCUGUUGGUUGGGAUAACGUCUUUCCUUGGUGCCACCUGUCAUUAUGUUGAUGUUUCCAAGCUCAGCCUCUCCUUCUUUCUGUGUUUUUCUGCAUGUUUUCUGCUGGGCUUGGAGACUAUUGCUAGCUGGAAUUUUUGGUGUGAUCAAAUUAGUGGAUCUAACAGUGCAAAGAGACAAUGAAAAAAAAAAAUGUGGUUGGCACACCAAGCAAACUUUAUUACUACAAUUAAACAAUCGCAGGAAAUUCAAAGUUAUAUUUUCAAAAUAUGUUUGUUUAAAAUGUAUCUUUAAAGUGUUCGUGUACCAAUAGACUUGUAAGAUUCUAAACAAGUAGGCUGUACUACUCUCAGGAUUUUUUAAUGGGUUUAACAGUAAUAAAUCAAAGUUUGGAUAAUUUCUGUAAUAAAUAUUAUAUUUUUUUACAUUUACAA
Molecule: messenger RNA, 1702 nt
Organism: Acipenser ruthenus (sterlet)
Lineage: Eukaryota; Metazoa; Chordata; Actinopteri; Acipenseriformes; Acipenseridae
Product: transmembrane protein 140-like
Exons: 2
Coding region: 897-1451 (184 amino acids)
Source: RefSeq, a predicted model, not a curated record